Molecule: messenger RNA, 2369 nt
Organism: Pistacia vera
Lineage: Eukaryota; Viridiplantae; Streptophyta; Magnoliopsida; Sapindales; Anacardiaceae
Product: beta-glucosidase-like SFR2, chloroplastic
Exons: 10
Coding region: 68-2077 (669 amino acids)
Biological process (GO): carbohydrate metabolic process
Molecular function (GO): beta-glucosidase activity
Source: RefSeq, a predicted model, not a curated record
UUACCGGUUAAGAGCUGAGAAACUUUUCGGCUUUUUUCGUCCUUUGAGUGGAUGAAAAUUGGAUGAAAUGAAUUUGAUAACACUCUUUGUGUCGGCGACGAAACUCGCUGGAGUUUUAGUGACUGCUACAGUAGCAGCUAAUGCCUUCUCGUUUUCUCGUUACCGGAAAAAGUAUCUCCAGCGGUUUCGCUCUCCGAUUGACGAGUCUACUGAUAUUCUGGCGUCCUUCAAUAGUGAAGGUGAAGGGGAAGAUGAGUUCUUCUUUGGGUUGGCAACUGCACCAGCUCAUGUUGAAGACAGGCUUAAUGAUGCCUGGCUCCAGUUUGCAGCAGACGAACCUAGCGAUGCAUCAGAUCAGCAGGGCCUGCAACCUGCAGAUGCCAUAAUGGGUUCUGGUGAGGGUGAUGGUGGGUCUCAGCAAGCUCCAAUGUCAGGUACAGCAGUUAAUCAGACGGUGAAGAAAAAGAAGUCUCUCAAGAUAGCCAUGGAAGCUAUGAUUAGAGGGUUUGAGAAGUAUGUAGAAGUAGAAGAAGAAGUAACUGCACCGAAAGAAGAAUUGCAUCAUAAAGUUGCUGCAUGGCACAAUGUUCCACACCCCGAGGAGAGGCUACGAUUUUGGUCUGAUCCUGAUACAGAACUGAAGCUGGCCAAAGAUACUGGUAUAUCUGUGUUCCGUAUGGGAAUAGAUUGGGCAAGGAUCAUGCCUGAGGAGCCAGUCAAUGGCCUUAAGGAAACUGUUAAUUAUGCAGCACUGGAGCGUUAUAAGUGGAUCAUCAAUAGGGUUCGCUCCUAUGGAAUGAAGGUAAUGCUCACUCUAUUUCAUCACUCAUUGCCACCAUGGGCUGGUGAGUAUGGUGGUUGGAAACUGGAGAAAACUGUUGACUAUUUCAUGGAUUUUACCAGGCUUGUUGUUGAUAAUGUAUCAGAUAUGAUAGACUAUUGGGUAACCUUUAAUGAGCCACAUGUCUUCUGUAUGCUUACAUAUUGUGCUGGGACUUGGCCUGGUGGUAAUCCUGAUAUGCUGGAGGUUGCUACGUCUGCUCUGCCAACUGGUGUUUUUAAUCAGGCCAUGCAUUGGAUGGCCAUUGCACACUCCAAGGCGUAUGAUUAUAUCCAUGACAAAAGCACAUUAUCAAAGACAAAAGUUGGGGUGGCACACCAUGUAUCAUUUACACGACCAUAUGGUCUCUUCGAUAUUGCUGCAGUGACACUGUCUAAUUCUCUUACCCUCUUCCCAUAUUUGGAUAGUAUCUCUGAUAGGCUGGAUUUCAUAGGCAUUAAUUACUAUGGACAGGUUCUUAUUGAUUUCUCUUUCCAAGUACACUGUAACUGUCUUCAUCAUACAAAGGUACUAACACUUCCAUUUCAGGAAGUGAUAUCUGGUGCUGGCUUGAAGUUGGUAGAGACUGAUGAGUAUAGUGAAUCUGGGCGAGGUGUAUAUCCUGAUGGCCUUUACCGCAUGCUGAUUCAGUUCCAUGAAAGAUACAAGCAUCUAAAUGUACCAUUUAUCAUUUCGGAAAACGGGGUUGCUGAUGAGACCGAUAUCAUUCGUCGACCAUAUCUUAUAGAACAUCUACUUGCUAUUUAUGCAGCAAUGAUGACAGGUGUUCCUGUGCUUGGUUACCUGUUUUGGACUAUUUCAGAUAAUUGGGAGUGGGCUGAUGGUUAUGGUCCCAAGUUUGGUCUUGUUGCAGUUGAUCGUGCCAAUAAUCUUGCCCGGAUUCCUCGUCCUUCAUACCAUCUUUUUACCAAGGUUGUGACCACUGGUAAAGUCACACGUGGAGACCGAGCACGUGCAUGGAAUGAUCUCCGAGUUGCGGCUAAAGUGAAAAAAACACGACCUUUCUACAGGGCAGUAGACAAACGCGGUUUAAUGUAUGCAGGAGGCCUUGAUGAACCAAUGCAACGGCCUUUUGUUGAACGAGAUUGGCGGUUUGGCCACUAUGAGAUGGAAGGUCUGCAAGACCCAUUGAGCCGCUUAUCGAGACUCAUUCUGCUGCCAUUCUCCCUUAUAAGGAAAAGAAAACCACAGAAGGAUGAUGCUGAGUUGGUUCUUCAGUCCCUUGAAUUUAGCUAAUGAUCGUUUACCUGUUUCAUCAAACUCUUAAGCAAGUGCGGAAAUGAUUCAACUAAAAAUAUAUUUUGCACCAAAGAGUUGUUAAGAUUAGAAUGGGUAUUAGUUGGUGUGGAUGCUGCAGAACCGCGGGGCAGCAUUUUUGCAACUUAAUUGUAAUGUAAUCCGGCCGUGAUCUUAAAGUACUGUUACUACAGAUACAAAAUCACGUCGGUAUUUCGUGUGAACAGAUAUCAUGUAUAUUUAUUACAAGGUUAAAGCCGUGGCAAUAGAUUACUGUGUUAGUCUCUUCCGA